AAAAGCCUACCUCGCACAUAUAGACUUGUAGUUUCUCCCACACCACUGCUCACUUCAUCCUCUUCCACUGCUCCAUCCACCUCCCUCCCCCCACCAAACCACUGUUGAAAGAACCAAGAUCCGGUGGCCGAAGGUUGGGACGGCGACUACAACGGCAGAGCCGGCGCCGAUAGUUGCGACGACACAUGACCAUGGAACCACCGGAUCCACCGCGGAAAAGGACACUGCCAUGUGAGGAAGGUGAUGGCAGCGGAAAGAACAAAAAAGCUAGAUCCAGCACACGAGGCGGCGAAUCCGAUGAAGGCGACGGCUCACAAGGCCAUCGCACUGCUCCCGGCGCAGCUGCUCCAUUGGUGAGUGCUUGCUUUCAUGGUGAAAAGUCAUCGCCCAGCUCCUAUCGAGCCAGUGAUGUUUCGGUUUUGUUUCUUUUCUUGAUUCCAAUGCGGCUAUACGACUUGGUGCGAUUGAUAAAUCCAGAUGGAUGCGAAUCUCUGAAAAUGCAUUUUUUAGGGCGUGGCUUCCGAAGACAGUGAGAUGCCGCCAUAUGCCAAGCGAAAAAGAAAGCGAGUUCUAGCCAACGAUUGCAGCGGAGGGGGGCCGAGCAUGCGUAGAUCUCGCCGUACACUAGUUCUUGUGCCCGAAUACCUUGCUGUUGCAGGUCAGGUCGUCCCAGCUCAACCCCCGAGUCUCCUAGCAGAGUCUGCCGUAUUACGUGGUAGGGUGGUGAAAUGUACUUGGAGCUGUCAUCAAAUCCUCCAUCUAGGAUUAAGAUCCUACGGAUUGGUGGAUAGAACUGGCAUGGCGAGUUUGUUAACAGCUGCAUGGACUGGUGAGGCCGAUAGGAGGUUUUAUGCUUGGCUGCUUAGUAGAUUUAGUUGGGAAGACAUGAGAUUCACGUUCCCUGACGGGGAAUAUAGAUAUUUCAGCCCCCGAUCCAUCGUUAGGACUUUGGGUCUGAAAAACAGUGGGCGCCAAGUGAGUAUGGUAAAAUUACCCGCAAAACAUAGGCAGAAUUUAACCCUGCGCAUCAGAACCAUACUAGGGAUCGAGACUAGAAGUCACGCCAGGGACGGUGGGUUAACAAUCGGAGCUGUGCAUGAUGCCAUCACACGAAUGAUGGCUUCAGGAAUUGGCAACUACCACCCCAGGGCCUUUGAGAUGGCCUACUCCCUCUUAGCAGCUGGUACAUGUGUUGGCCCCAAGCAAUCAUACUCGUCGAUCCCCUAGGAGAUGUUUGCCUGUGUCCUUUGUAACGGUGGAACUGGUGAGUAUGAUCUCGCCGAGUGGGCAUUUGAAAUCAUCAGAGCAGCUGUAAAGAAAUUGCAAAAAGAUUUGGAGGCUGGGGUGAGAACACUAAUAGUAGGCGGCAGCCAUUUGGCACUCAUUCCGUGGUUCCUCGAUUGGAUUGAUUUUGGAGCAAAUAAUGUCGAGCCGCACACUGUCCCCCGCAUCAGUGUUUACACGGGGCAGAUAUGCAGGAGGCUAAUCUACCUUAUAAGGGAGUAUCCAAAUAUAUUCACUACAAAGCCUUAUGAUGCGUUCAACCCGCUCGAUGAUGUUUGGCACGGUGUAGUCGGAGAGUAUGGUGGAUUCCUACAACAACCAGAAUAAGUAGCUGCGCUCCGAUCAGCUCUGGAACUCAUUGCUGCCAGCCAACAGGAUGCAAUGGUGUCCGUCCAAGAGCAAAGGGGACAGGAGCCAGAUUAUGACUCCGGAAAAAUUACUGCCAUCCAGGAGCAUAGCAUGUUGUCUGAGCAAAGGCAAGGGGGGCAGGGGCCAGCUUGCGACUACGGAAGAAAUGGUAAUGAUAAGAAACUAUCAGCUGCAAAAGGAAAGUGGGCAGCGGAUGAUAGCUCAGACUCAUCGAGCAGCGACAGUGACGACGAACCGGUCGAUCCAAGUGUUCGUCUGGCUAGGAGACUAGAAGAAGCUGAUAGAAGAGGUUUGCAUUGCAUCGUCUACCAAAACGUCCUCCCCACAUGAAAAAAACAUAAUGACAGUUUAAUAAAAAAAUUGCUUGGGGCACCACUGAUGUUCUCCCUGUGAUUCUCAAAAGCUUGCUUGGUGUUCUCUGUCCAGACGAAAGGAACGCCUUUCUUCAAGAGGUUGAACAGGGGCCGUGCAGUAAUCCCAAACCCCCGAACAAAUCUGCGGUAGUAUCCGGCGAGUCCCAAGAAUCGGCGCACUUCCUUGGCGUCGACUGGUGUCGGCCACGCCUCUACCGCUCGGAUUUUUGUUGGGUCCGUGGCCACUCCUUGGCUGCUGAUGACGUGCCCCAGAUACGAUAGCUGCUGCUGGCCAAACUCGCACUUGGACCUCUUCACCAUCCAUUGAUCACGACGCAGGAGCUCAAGGACCUGCCUCAAAUGUGCCAAAUGGUCUGUCCAGGUCUUGCUAAAUACCAGAAUAUCGUCAAAGAAGAGCAGCACACAGUGUCGCGGGAGAGGGUGCAUUGUCUCUGUGAUCGCUCCGUUGAAUGUGCCUGGUCCCCCUGCCAGUCCGAAUGAGAGGACCUUGAACUCGUACUGUCCUGAGUGCGUAUGGAAUGCGGUUUUGAAUUCCUCCCCCUCUGCUAAACGGAUCUGAUGAUAGCCCGCUCUUAAGUCCAACUUCGAGAACCAGACUGCGCCGUGCAAUUCAUCAAGCAGCUCUUCAAUGAUUGGCACCGGAAAUUUACUGACACGUGUCAUGGCAUUAAGAUGCCUGUAAUCCACGCACAAUCGCCAGGUCCCGUCUUUUUUCUUGACCAAAAUGACCGGUGACGAGAAUGUACUGUGGCUGCGUUGAAUCACCCAAGGUUGUAAU
Triticum urartu is the source of this 2805-nucleotide messenger RNA. RefSeq lists its product as uncharacterized. The record is from RefSeq and is a predicted model, not a curated record. Lineage: Eukaryota; Viridiplantae; Streptophyta; Magnoliopsida; Poales; Poaceae.